AUGCUGUCCAAAAGGGGCACGGUUCAAUCGGCACCCAUUGGCUCGCAAUCGGUUCCCCCUCUGGCCAGACAUCUCGACAACUGUCCCAUAAUGCAGACCAACAACACUGUGAACAACACGAAGUGUGACAACUCGUCAUCAGUGGUGGGCCUGAGUGUUGGUGUGAGUGAUGCCUGUCAGCCGCGCACUCUAUACGUGGGUAAUCUGGACGCGAGUAUCACCGAAGACCUGAUCCUGGCGCUGUUCUCGCAGAUGGGUCACGUGAAUGGCUGUAAGAUAAUCCACGACUCGGCCAACUCUGACCCCUACUGUUUCGUGGAGUACAACGACCACCACUGCGCCGCCACAGCACUGCUCACUAUGAAUAAGCGCCAGUGUAUGGGAAGGGAGCUGAAGGUGAACUGGGCUACCAGUCCCGGCAACACCGGACCCAAGCCCGACACUUCCAAACACUUCCACAUCUUUGUGGGCGACUUGAGUCCGGAGAUCGAGACACAGCAACUGCGCGACGCGUUCAGUCCGUUCGGCGAGAUCUCCGACUGUCGUGUUGUAAGAGAUCCGCAGACAUUGAAGUCGAAAGGCUAUGGAUUCGUGUCGUUCGUGAAGAAACAGGACGCCGAGAACGCCAUCGCCACGAUGAACGGCCAGUGGUUGGGCAGUCGCGCCAUUCGCACCAAUUGGGCCACUCGUAAGCCCCCGUCCAGUGGCCGCUCGCAAGAGGUGGGCCCCGGAGUCAACCCCAGUGUCCGACAGCUGACGUUCGACGAGGUCUACCAGCAGUCGAGUCCAACCAACUGUACGGUCUAUUGCGGAGGAAUAAUGACAGGACUGUGCGAUGAGUUGAUCCAAAAGACAUUCGCGCCGUUCGGACCCAUUCAGGAGAUCCGUGUCUUCAAGGACAAGGGCUAUGCGUUCAUAAAGUUCGCCACCAAAGAGGCGGCGACUAACGCCAUAGUGGCCACACAUAACGCCGAUGUAUUGGGACAGACAGUCAAGUGCUCGUGGGGUAAGGAGUCGGGUGACCCCACUCUCACUCAGUCGGGUCACCAGUCGGGCAGUACAGUAGCGGCCGCACAAUCGCUGUGUUAUCCCUACCAACAGAUGGCCGGCUAUUGGUAUCCACAGACGGGUUACCCGCAGACCAUACCUUCCGGUCAAUUCGCAGUACAGACUGGCGUUCAGUACCCGUACUCCCAAUACUAUACCUCCGCUCAAACAACACCCGCCAGUUUCAACGCGUCAGCCGCGGCCGGACUGGCCAUGCAGAUGGCCUGGCAGUCGGGAGCUGCCGGUGCUGUGCCCGGACAACAGGCACACCUGGGCGCCCAAACACACCAGACGGGACUGGGGCCGGGCAUCCAGCAGCCGGCUAUGAUCGGUGCCUACCCUAUGCAAGGCUAUCAGGCUCAGUAG
Oppiella nova is the source of this 1413-nucleotide messenger RNA. The record is from the annotation of a GenBank genome assembly. NCBI's taxonomy places the organism in Eukaryota, Metazoa, Arthropoda, Arachnida, Sarcoptiformes, Oppiidae.